AUGUCUGAUAUCACCAAAACCUUCACAACGUAUAGUUAUAACCGUAUUUUGUUGGAAGCAGAAAGACGCAAGAAUUUUGAUCUUGAAAUGUUGAUCGAGUGCAAUGAAUACGACGAAAACUUUACUUUGGACGACGUCAAGGCAGCAGUAGGAAAGCAUUAUGCUCAACUCAUUCCCGAGGUGGAAAAUCCUCGUGCCCUGAGCAAAUACAAUGUCUUUUGCCAUUUACAAAAGACUGCGCCUCUUGAACCUAACCAUGAGGGCACCGAGGCAGUUACUUUGACGUCUCAAUAUCUGUCUGAAAAGUAUAGAAAUCAGACAGAAGCCGAACUCGAGAUACUGGAGGCUCAUACCCAGGAGUUGGAGAAAGGAAAGCUCAUGGGAACCUACGUCAAGUCAGGAUUGGCGAAAUCCAAGGUGGAAUCAACCCUGGUGUCCUUUAUGCGUGCGAUGAAUACUUUUAACAAGUUUGAAUUCGCAUGUAUUUACGGCCAGGGUGAAUCUUGGUACGACGU
Molecule: messenger RNA, 515 nt
Organism: Mucor mucedo
Lineage: Eukaryota; Fungi; Mucoromycota; Mucoromycetes; Mucorales; Mucoraceae
Exons: 1
Source: RefSeq, a predicted model, not a curated record